Leucoraja erinaceus (little skate) is the source of this 9576-nucleotide messenger RNA. RefSeq names its product kringle containing transmembrane protein 1 (gene kremen1). The record is from RefSeq and is a predicted model, not a curated record. Gene Ontology annotation, biological process: multicellular organism development. Bases 172 to 1527 code for a protein of 451 amino acids. Gene Ontology annotation, cellular component: plasma membrane. NCBI's taxonomy places the organism in Eukaryota, Metazoa, Chordata, Chondrichthyes, Rajiformes, Rajidae. The transcript has 9 exons.
CGGGCUCUCCCUGGGUACCGCUGGAGUUAGGGAUCAGAGGUGUGGGAGGUGACACCAGGCACCAACCUGCCUGCCUGCCUUGCCUGUGCCGCUGCAGCCACCUGCCUGCCCCUUGCAGCCCCCGCUCGCCCCGGCGUUAGCUCGCUCGCUCCCUCAGUCUCCGCCUCAGCUAUGCCGUCCCGGGCACAAGCGCUCGCCCUUUACAUGCGAUUCGGAUGCAUAGUCACCCUCGGAUGGGCAGAGUUGAACACCGAGUGCUACACUGCCAAUGGUGCCGACUAUCGAGGCUGUCAAAAUCGAACGUCGGACCAAGGAGGAAAACCCUGCUUGUUUUGGAGUGAAACUUUCCAACAUCCGUACAACACCCUCAAGUACCCCAAUGAGGAAGGAGGCCUCGGCAAUCAUAACUAUUGCAGGAACCCUGACAAUGACGUGAGGCCAUGGUGCUACAUUGCUGAGCAUGAAGAUGGCGUGUACUGGAAAUACUGCGACAUAUCGACAUGUCACAUGCCCGGCUACCUCGGAUGCUUUAAAGACAAUGGUGACCCCCCACCAUUAUCAGGGAGCAGUGAGACAUCGAACAAACUGACCAUCCAGACCUGCAUUAAGUUCUGCAGGAAUAAGAGGUUUAAGCUCGCUGGCAUGGAGUCAGGCUACGCAUGUUUCUGUGGGAAUGAUGCUGAUUACUGGAGACAUGGGGAGGCGAACAGCACAGAAUGUAACCACGUGUGCUUUGGUGAUCAUACUCAGCCCUGUGGAGGAGAUGGCAGGAUAAACAUCUUUGACGCAAUGAUUGGGGCCUGCGGUGGGAAUUAUUCAAUGGAUGCUGGGAUCAUUUACUCUCCUGAUUUCCCUGACAACUAUGCGAGUGGCAGAGUGUGUUACUGGACCAUUCAGGUGCCAGGUGCUUCUCUCAUUCAAUUUGACUUCACCUUGUUUGACAUCAGGGACUCGAGUGACAUGGUGGAGUUUCUGGAUGGAAGCAGCAACAAUGUUCUCGCCAGGUUCGAUGGGAGAAACCGGCCUCAUGACAGUCUGAAUGUGUCGGCCAGCUUUGUGAUUCUGUACUUUUACUCGGACCGGGUUAACCAGGCUGAAGGCUUUGCUGUCCUGUACAAAGCCAUUAAAGACGAGCCCCAAACGCAGCCUCCAGCGAACAAGAACGAUCUAAAUAUGUCUGACGUGUUAAUCGAGAAGGUGGGCUCUGGGACCAAUGUGGCACGGUCUUCAAAGAUUCUCUACUUCAUCACAGCGAGUCCCAGCCAACCAAACCAGAACAUGCCAGUGUGGACUAUCUAUGCCUUGGCAGGCCUAUUGACAUUGACUGUGAUAGCAAUGGUUUCAAAGAUUCUCCUCCAUCUAACAAUAAAGUCUCGAAGAAUUCCUGCACAAAACAGUUCAGAGAACUGCAACCCGCAAUCCCCUUCUGAACCCUGGGUCAUCACCUACAAACCUUCAACUAUUCUGUUUUUUAAGAAAAAGCUGAAGGAUCAACAUGGAGAUCGAAGUCCACUGGUGGGUGACUAAACUACUGCAGCCACAAAGACCAAGCACCCCAACAACUAUCGCCACUCGUCCUCGAUAUGAAAACUCCUUUAAAUUAUCUUUCAGUUGCAACAUACAGCACUUUGAUACCUCAGUGUGAAGGUGACUUUAAGACCACUGUAUUGAGUACUUCACAAUGGACGCAGGGAUUAUAGCAUGUCAUUAGAGCCACCAUCAGACCAGUUGGCGAGAGUCUCCAAAGCAAGUGUCCGAUAAAAGUACACAAGAUUGGCAACUUUAGUACAAGGAUGUUCUUACAGGUCAACAAGCAGGAAGCUGCCAAUCAGUACGGCAUCAGCCUUUAUUUGCCCGAAACUACUGGGCUCCAAUUUCAUCUGGGUCUCAGAAUCUUGGAACCUGAUAGAAAUGUGUAUCAUGUCAACUUUCUAGCAAGGCCACUUGUGCAAAUGAAUUCUCCAUCCAAUCGGUGUGAAGAGUGUUCAGCCCUUCCAACCAUGCUCUGUUUACUGCUCAACUCUACGGGUGAUUUCUUAACAGUUGCAGCAGAUUGAAAUGCUUUCACACUAAUCCUGCUCUUAAACUCUCGACUUAACCUACAAUCAAGUUGUGUGGAAAGACAGUAAGUUUUCUGACUGUGAGUAAAAGCCGGAGAAAUUGGCCAUCCCAUUUUAGCCUGCCGAGCCUUUGUAUCAUGGGGCUGAGAUGAUGAUAAGAGAUCAUAGAAAGGAUCCAGGACUGCGUUCUACUCUGUAAAUCCAUAACAGCAAUUCACGCAAAAUAAAGAUCCUUAGGGAUGGGCUUUGUGCAAAAAAUAGUUCCCGGUUUAUGAAAGAUGGCAGUUUGUGAAAGAUUGGCUAUGAGCUGGUAAUGGAUCAGUUUUGUUGGGAGUCCCAGCGUAUGACCAAGCUGAAAGCCUGCACAGGUCUCUCCUGCCUUUUCACAAAACCUUAAAUCCAAACUAUGAUGUGCUGUGUGUAUGCAUAAUUCUAUUUGUAUUUAUUUAUAUUACCUCUGCUCUCUACCACUGAUGAACGCCUCACCUUUCACGUUUGCCUGGUGUACCUGGUGCCCAGUUCACGGUUGUGAAUGACCUCACUCAGGGCACUGGGUUGACAUCCCCUUGGUACAUAUGCAAAGCAUGUAUCAGUUGUUCAGCACCUGUUCCAUUCAUUCCUUCACCACUGGAUGAGAUUGGGAACUCCUUCUACAACGAAUAUUGAUGGAAAAUCUGCACCAUUACCUCUAUGUCAAAGCACUUAUGUAACCAAACCACUGAGACAGAAAAGGACUUUGCAUUGAGUUUUGUUGAUUACAAACAUUAGUAAAUGAGGCAGAUGAUCUAUUGCUCAGGGAGGCAUGAAUAAACCAUAAUCCUAAAAAGAUCUGUACAAUCGGCAGUUCUUGGAGAGCCCAGAGAGAAGAUGGAGGUUCCCAGAUCUAAAUCCCACCAGAAGCUUAUAUCACAAUAAAGUGACCAUUUGUUCUUCUGAUUAUGAAGACAGGUCCAUCAUACUCAAUUGCACCUGUUUCAUGCUUAUCAAGGGACACAUAAGGUUCACCUUUCUGGUCCAUAUAUUCCCAUUGCAGGCCAGCAACUGACUAACUUAACUAGAGGUUCCAAGGUUCAGAUACAUUUAUACCCCUAAUGUCAUCUUGAAUAGAAUUUCAGUGGGAGCUUGGUGCAAGUCAGGGUGUGUACAUGUUUUUUGUUGGUGAAGAACGCUGCUGAUUGUGGGCAGGCAGGGUCAGUACAACACAUCACACCAGAAUAGCACCUGAACACAGAACAGAAUAGUGUCUCCUCACAUCUGAGGUAAAUUAGAGUAUUUGGAGCUCAGGACCAGUCAUGCAUGAAAUUACAGCCUGCUACACCUUACAGACAGACCAAAGCUAAUAAACCUCAGGCUAAAUAACUCAGAUAUCUGCUACAAACAGUCAGCCUUUUCAACACAUCAAAGGCCUAAGGAAAUGUUGCUAGUCGCUAAAAGUCUCUCCUUUUGUUGUAUAUACUGUAUAUUGUGACAGGAUUAAGAAAAAUAUUGUUUUUACCCUGAAGUUACAUUAAUCAUAACACAAUGAAAUUGAGCAAUGAUGUAAUAAAUUAUUUUAUGAGAAAGAUCUGAAUAUAUUUGCAAGCGGUGGCUUUGAGCCAUUGUCUAAUCCGAUUCCAUGAGUGAUGAGAAAUUGACAUGUGCCAGAACUGACCGCAAAGUGCCAGAAUCUUCCGAUGUCACCUUCUGGCUUUGCAGAGGUUGAUGUAGGAGCCCAGACGCACCAAGAUAAAACACAGUGGGGAAAUGAAACAAGAUCUGCCUCGGAUGCUCAAUGUGAAUUAUAUUCAACAAAAGGUUUGAAAAGCAUAUCAACAAUGCAAACAAGAACAGUGCUUCCUUGAUAACCCCAAUGCACAGGUGUGUAUGUCACUGUAGAAGACAAUACAAUUGUCGGUCCAAAACAAGCAGGUAUAUAAAAUGUAUCUCACUGUAUGUCAAGACUACAGUCCAAAAUGCUAGUCCAAAAUGAGAAGUGGUAUUUAAUGUUCAGGAACCCCCCCCCCCACCACUUAAACAGGUUAGUCGGGGUAAAAAUGAACGGGGUGAAAGUGCAGAGCCACUCAGGAACAUGGUUUGGAUCAUUCCUUUUUUGUCUGCUUCCUGUAAGUGACUUGAAAUUUCUAAGUUGAAUGAUAUCUAGCAAUAAAUGGGAAUGCUCUUGUGAGCUUUAAUUUUGCGCUUUGGAGAAAUAUGCUUUAUAUGGUCAAGUUGUUGUCCAACUCUCAAAAAUGCUUCCUGAAUACGUUUUUCGAGGGUCAUGUGAACAUUAUAAGGUGUCCCAUAUUGCAACACAGGUCUUAGAGUGCUGUUGCGGGUUCCCAUUUGAAGUUAUUCAUCAAUAAUACAUUUUAAUAGUUGUAUUUCCGGAAGGGUUUUUAAUUAUUUUUAGUAGUUAAGUGCGUAUAUGAAUUUUCAAGCUUUUUUAUAAUGAAUGAGUUUGCAGACAAGACAUGUUCUUACAUGCAGCGCUUGCUCUUUCUUUUGCCAAAGCCGGCUUUAAUUAAGGUAAUUGAGCAGAGAUAAUGAAAGUAGAACAAGGUCUUAUCUCUUACUUUGAGUGAGUUGUCUGCUUUCGUCACAUUAAUCUAGGGGAGCAGUUGGAUUUGUUGGAGCAGGUUCAUUGUUUGUAUCAAGAACACGGUGACAAUCUCCUAUUCAUUGCAUUGCAGUUAGGACUCAUGAUUGGUCAUUUCAUUUUUUAUUUGAGAUCAUUGGCCUGCAUUUCCUACAUUGCUUGUUGCUCAAGUUGUCUCCUUCUCGUUAACAGGAUGUUAUUGCCUGGGCUCAACCAGACUUCUCCACUUUAGCUGUUAUUAUGUGAAUAUUGUGACAUUGAUGUGAUCAAGUGGACCAAAUGAUAUAUCCUGUGACAAUCACGUGGCAUUUCUAUCACUGGGGAUGUUGAGCUCAUAAACUGGCCAUUUUUAAGCCAAGAAAUUCAUCAUCGGCGGUCACUCACCGAGUCUGACCGUCCUCUCCUCUCCAUAGGGUCGUCUACUUGUGGGUCUGCAGAUGUCUGUAGAGGCCGAUCCGUGAUCCACACAUCUUGGUGCAACGUGGGCAGUGGAGACUGGCGGUAGUUGGUAGUCGUCGAGCCCCCUUCUCUCUCUCCUUACGGUGCUGUCGCUUUGUCUCUGCGACACGGCGUAGUUCCAUUCCGUUUCAUGCAGCUCCUUCCUGCAUGGAUUUCCUCCAGGAGCGCCUGCCCAGUGCAAUGUGCUCCCAGUUGCUCGAUGUGAUGUGGAAUUUCUGUCAAGCCACUGUACCACAAUUAAUCAUUGACUGUUUUAUAUCAAUUCAACUUGGGUUGCAAUUUCCCCAUCACUCACAUGCAUAGUCUUGUUACUAGUCUGACACUCUAGGAAGAACAUUUAGGCAAUGACAUGGUGCUCUUCCAUUGAGAUUUGAAACCUUCACACUUGUCAGAACCUUAGUAAUAAAUGGAUGAAAUUAAAGUGAUGGGAUUUGGCUGUCACGGUGACACAGCGAGCAGGACUACUGCCUGGGAACUCCAGUAACCUGUGUUCAAUCAUGACCUCAAGCACUGCCUGGUUGUUGUUGGUUUGUUCUCCCUAUGACCAUGUGACCUCUCCUGAAUGCUCUGAUUAGGUUGGUGGGUUAAUUGGCCAGUGUAAAUCGCUCCUGCUGAAGGUGGUGAUAGAAUCUAGGAUGAAGUGGAGAUAUUGAGGAGUAUGUGGGGAGAAUAGUUACAGGGAGGAUUUUAGUGGGUGGAAUGGGAAUACUCUGUAACCUGGCAAAGGCUCGAUGGCUGAAUGUUCCCUGUCUAUGUCAUGAGAAAAUAUGAAUAUUAAAUUAAAUAGAAAUGUUCUGCAGUCAUAGAUACCUGAAUGAAAGAGAGAAACAGAAUUAAUAUUUGAUUAGAUAGAGAAUCCUAGAGUGAUACAGAGUGGACACAGGCCCUUCGGCACAACAUGCCCAUGCUAAUCAACAUGUCCCAUCUACACUAGUCCCACCUGCCUGAAUCUGGCCUAUAUCUCUCUAAACCUAUCCUGCCCAUGUACCUCUUAUAAUGUUUUUUUGAAACGUUGUGAUCGAACCUGCCUCAACUGGACAAGAAUUCAUGUAUCAAUUCCAGUAAUCCGACAAUUUUUUGCAUUGCUGGUCUAACAGAUUUUCCAGACUAUUGGAUGUUACUCCUACCUUAUACAAUGUUACAUACUUACAUUACACUUUUUAUUCACACAUGUUACAAAGCUGUACACUACAUUUCCCAGUGGAUCUGGUGAGCUUAAUGUAGGGAAAAAAUAUAUAGGCCUUCCAUAAAUCCACCAAUGUUGCUGGCCAAAGCUGCACGGCGGAGAUAACACUUAGGGCACAUACCCUGCCUGCAAUCUUGAUGUGGGCCCAUUUUCCAGACUAAUGAGAUCUGAACCAUCAGGAUCCCUGAAAAAUCAUGGCAGAUUAUCAGAGAGUUAUUGCAUUUUGUGUAUGAACUGCUCAGGAAAAUCUGGAGUUGAAAGGAAAAUCUUGUCUUUAUAUUGUUAAUAACACUCAUUCAAUAGAGUAUUCGGCAACUUGCUGAACCUCCUCAACCCUCUGAGGAUGUUGAGGCACGUGUGAGCUUUCUUUAGGAUUGAAUCAAUGUGUUGAGCUCAGUAGAAUACGCCCAGGAACUUGAAUGCUGUUGACUUUCUCCAUCACAAAUGAUCUGUGUGUUUCGCAGACUUUGCAAUUAUCCUUUAACUUCUGUUUGGGUUUGGGUCACCUGUGUGCUAAAGCACUGUUAAAUACAGAUUAGUGUUGUCAGAUUGAUGACCAGAUGGCCCUGUUUUCCGUGUACAUUUUUUGGAGCCUUUAAUCCAAUUAAUGCACCAGCUCACUUUUCAGUGAGUGCCCUUGGCCACCGUGGGGAAAGCAAACAACAAUGCCUGUCAAAAUUACCAUUAAUCCUGGAUUAAUCUCUGCUUUACAGCACCAGAGACCUGGAUAUGAUCCUGACUACGGGUGUGGUCUGUGCAGGGUUUGUACGUUCUCCCCGUGACCACGUGGGUCUUUACUGGUUUGCUCCGACUUCCUCCACAGUCUGAAGAAAUGCAGGUUUGUAGGUUAAUUGGCGUGAGUAAAUUCCCCCUAGUGUGCAGGGUGUGAAAGUGGGACAACAUAGUGUACUGGGUGAUCGAUGCUUGGUGUAGACUCGACAGGCCAAAGGGCCUGUUUCCACUAUAUCUCUAAAAAUACUGAACUGGGCUGGAAACAGAAGGUACAUUUUAUGUUGACAUUGUAAGACUCAACAUUUUAAAGAUGUAGGAUGGUUGGGGCCAUUUAGAAAUAAUGUUUGAAUUCAAAGCUGUAUUGCAUUCUCUGUUGUGCUAAGAAUCUUUGCCAGGAAUACUGAUCUUUCAGUGGUAUUAUUGGCAUAGCCUUUGCAAUAAGCAAAAAGGGUUUGUGGGGAAAGAAAUUCCUUUCAAAGUUAUCGGAAAAUUGAGUUUUUCCUUGAAAGGCAUUUUCCAAAUGUAAUGUUAAUAUAAAUCCUCCACGACAUUGCCAGACCUUUAAUUCCUGGCAGAGCAUUGUCAAUAAAUGUUUGACACUUACUAUGAAAUAUGACGGGAAUAUAAUGAGAUUGUGAGAUAAAUCUUUCCUGGAUAGAGGUUACAAAAUGUGGAACUUAUUUUAUUGAGAAAUGUGUUUUUGGAUACAAAAAUAUUUCUAAAACAUUUAGAGCUGGAACUUAUUUUCAUUUAUACUUGGUCUUGCUUUGGAAGAAGAGACAAAACUGUCUGGUGUAAAUCUGUGUUGUGUAGGGAGAGUUCUUAUGGCUACAUUUAUGUCUCCCAUUCUCCAUUAAGAAAGUGGAAUUAUAUGAAGAUGUUAUAAGCAAUAAUUUGUACAGUAAAUUAUUCCAUUUUUCUAUGUAUAGGAUGUCAAUAUUUACAACCUAAAUUAUGAAGAAUACUGUAGUUUAUUAAAUGUUUUAAUAAAUUUGCAUGUCUUAAAUUGUAAUGUUUUACAGUUUCUACAGCAUCUAAUUCUCCUAUAUUGUACAACUUGAGUAAACAGAACUACACCUUACUCAUUUAAACAUUAACAUUCUGAUGUGAAAGGAAGUUACGGCAUUUUGCACAAUGAAUCGUUAGGAAUUGCCUGUGGUUAUAAAGAUAGAUUCAUCUGUAUUGUUUCACAGGGAGCUGAUUACAUGUCUGGAAGGAAAGAAGGUAGGGAGAGGGUGGUGAGUGAGACUGGCUGGAUUACUUGUCCAUAAAUUGACUGAAUGAGCCAAAUGCCUCUUUCAAUGCUGUAAAUAUUCUCUGAUUCCCCUGAAUCCUAUCAGAGCAGGAAUCUGGAUACACAACAAGCAGUUGCAUGCAAUGUUACAUUGUGUGCAUGUUCUGUGGUAAUCCUUCCUGUUACUCCACAGAAAAAAUAAAAUCUGUGCAAGUCCCAAUUUUUCUUUUGCUUUUGCAUUUUUCCCGUCACUCUUUCCCAAUGAAGACAAUUAAGGAACAUGGUGGGAAAACUCAGAUAAAUCAUCGAAACACAUUAUGGAGGCAACUACUCCUGGACAACGUGUAGAUGAAUCAAUAGAAUCACUCAAAGUAUUUUCCUUUAUCUGUAUAUGACAUUUUUAAUGUCCAAAUCAGUUUAGAAAGAAAAUGUCAAAAAUUAUAACGAUUGCAGUUCCAUCUUUAAUGUUGAACUGACAAUUAUUACUGCAUGCAGUUCAACGCCAUCGUGUAAUAUGUGAAAAAAGGAACAAAGUACUGGAGUAACUCAGCAGAUCAGGCAGCAUCUCUGGAGAACAUGGAUAUGUUGUCCCGACCUGAAACAUCACCUAACCAUGUUCUCUAUAGAUGUUGCCUGACCCACUGAGAUAAUCCAGCACUUAGUGUCCUUUUUUGGUUAACCAACAUCAGCAGUUCCAUGCUAUCACUUGUCGCUUUUUAAAUUAUUGGGCAGAUGGCAAGAAUGUAGUCACUUACAUGAACAUGCAUACAUUUGUUUAGCAUAAUUUGAUCCUGAACUGAAGUAGUAAGGAUCUUCCCUUUGAGGAUAUAUAUAUAUUCCAAACAUCUUAAACAAACACCAGAUGAAAAUCUCAAAGCGUUGUUAUAGAUAAAGAUUACGUUUGAAAUAAUGUUAAGUUUGAAAUCAUUGAAACUUAGGCAUCUAUUUUCAGUAAUUAACUGUACAUUUAAUUCAUUUGGUUCAUUUCAAGGUUGUAGAUUAAGAGACUAUAACCAUGUGCUUCAUGACACACUGAUGGCUACAAUAACGUGUACGGGGCACUAUACGUAGGGAUUGGCCUCCAGUAAGUCUCAAUUCCACUUUGGACACAGUUGUCUUGGGAAAAUUCUGAUCAUGUGUACAAAUCCUGGCAGUACAGUAAGUCUUUCAGAUUCUCCAAUCUUCCUUUUAUGUUUGACAAUAGACAACAGACAAUAGACAAUAGACAACAGACAAUGGGUGCAGGAGUUGGCCAUUUGGCCCUUCGAGCCAGCACCGCCAUUCAAUGUGAUCAUGGCUGAUCAUCCCCAAUCAGUACCCCGUUCCUGCC